Paramisgurnus dabryanus is the source of this 1088-nucleotide messenger RNA. RefSeq names its product apolipoprotein Db (gene apodb). Gene Ontology annotation, biological process: response to reactive oxygen species; tissue regeneration; lipid metabolic process. Lineage: Eukaryota; Metazoa; Chordata; Actinopteri; Cypriniformes; Cobitidae. Gene Ontology annotation, cellular component: cytoplasm. The record is from RefSeq and is a predicted model, not a curated record. Gene Ontology annotation, molecular function: lipid binding.
GUUAGACAAAACACAAUGACAAUACAAUCUCGUCUUGUUCUACGACUCCUCCUUUAGAAAGCACUUGUUUUGAGGACUAGCACACACUUGAUAUCUUCAGCUCUAGAAACAGGUUCAACUUACCGCAGCAGGGAAAGCAGCUCCUGAAAAGAUGAAGGCCAUUAUUGUAUUGCUUCUGGUUCCCUUUGUCUCAGCGCAGACAUUUCAUUGGGGGCCCUGCCCAUCCCCAAUGCUCCAGCCAGACUUUGAACUUAAUAGGUAUAUCGGAAAGUGGUAUGAGAUCGAAAAACUCCCAGCAUCUUUUGAAAGAGGCAAAUGCAUCGAGGCAAACUACAUGCUUAGACCUGACAAAACCAUUCAGGUUCUCAAUGUUCAGACAUACAAAGGCAAAGUUAGAACCGCAGAGGGUACAGCAGUUGUCCGUGACAUAAGAUAUCCGGCAAAACUUGGAGUUAGUUUUUCCUACUUCACACCAUAUGCACCCUAUUGGGUCCUAUCCACCGACUACAACAGCAUGGCUCUUGUGUAUUCUUGCACUGAUAUUCUCAGGCUGUUUCACGUCGACUAUGCCUGGAUUCUCUCACGCACGCGCACUCUGCCCGCAGAGACCGUCUACCAUGCAAAAGAAAUCCUCUCACGUGAAAAGAUCGAUGUGAGCAAAAUGACACCUACAGAUCAGCAAGGAUGUGGUGUUCCUGUUUGAUAAAGACAAAAAUGUUUUUGCUCACUAAAACAUUAUUUACAUUUAAACGUAACAUUUUCAUAAAAGUACACCCUUUACAAAAAUUAACCAUGGUUUUACUACAUUUAAAAAAAACAUAGAAAACCAUGGUUACCAUAAAAUAACCAUGGUUUUGACAACCAUAGUUUUCAAAAACCAUAGUUAAACCAUGGUUAGUGUAAUAAAACACUGGUUUUGCUGAUAGUAAUCAAUAAACAAAAAAAAAACCAUGGUUAAUUUUGUAAGGGACCAGUUAUGAGUUGAAGCUGUUUAACCGUUUAAUGCUAUAUGAAUGUUUCUGAGGCAUGAUAUAUAAUGCACAUAAUAUAUAUCAAAUCAAUAAAAGCUAUUGUCUCUUAUAAAGCUU